AUGAGCGAACCGAAUCAUCCUUCUAAGCAGCUUGCCACCGAUGAUAUUAUACAGCAGGCCGCCGACAAGCUCGUGGCCGCAACAGUAGCCAAAUCACCAGAGUAUGCAGUAGCAUUCCUCUACAGCACCUUACCAGCCACCGUAGACCACGCGUCCCAAUCUCCCGCCUCUCUUGACUUGAUGCUGCAGGUUUACGUCCAAGCCACCAGCUGGCUUCCCACCCAUGUCUCUAGCGAUAAUGGCAAAGGCCCAAAAGAAGCAAGUGGAGAUCUCAACUGGCGGAUUGCAGAAGAAGCGGGUUGUUUCAAUCCUCCUCCGCAACACGGGCACGCAGGCACAUCACCCGUAGCCGAUGUGUCGAAUACCCGGUUCUCAGAAAGCGAAGUGAGAGAGAGGAUGAGUGAUGUUCUUGAUAGAGUGCGGGAAUGGUCCGAAUGGAGAGAGUCGAGAGUGAAAUGGACAAUCAUGGCUGCGGCGAUGGGGCGAUGCUAUGCCUUGAACUUGAUGUGGGAAAGAGAGGGCAAGACUGCUAUUGCGCUAAUGGAUACGAGGCUAAACGUCUAA
Hyaloscypha bicolor E is the source of this 564-nucleotide messenger RNA. RefSeq lists its product as uncharacterized. The coding region runs from base 1 to 564 and encodes 187 amino acids. The transcript has 2 exons. The record is from RefSeq and is a predicted model, not a curated record. NCBI's taxonomy places the organism in Eukaryota, Fungi, Ascomycota, Leotiomycetes, Helotiales, Hyaloscyphaceae.